Cynara cardunculus var. scolymus (artichoke) is the source of this 705-nucleotide messenger RNA. RefSeq names its product vesicle-associated protein 2-1-like. The coding region runs from base 1 to 705 and encodes 234 amino acids. The transcript has 7 exons. NCBI's taxonomy places the organism in Eukaryota, Viridiplantae, Streptophyta, Magnoliopsida, Asterales, Asteraceae. Gene Ontology annotation, biological process: endoplasmic reticulum membrane organization. Gene Ontology annotation, cellular component: plasma membrane; endoplasmic reticulum membrane. The record is from RefSeq and is a predicted model, not a curated record.
AUGACUAGUCUUGGUGGCAACAGAUUGAUCACCUUGGAUCCCGAAGAACUCAAAUUUGAAUUUGAGCUUGAUAAACCAAUGUAUAGUGAUAUGAGAGUUUCAAACAUCACAGACAAGCAUGUUGCCUUUAAGGUGAAAACCACAUCUCCCAAGAAAUAUUUUGUAAGACCAAAUACAGGUGUUAUACAGCCUUGGGAAGCAAGUAUGAUAAGAGUUACCCUUCAAGCUCAACAUGAGUACCCUCCAGACAUGCAAUGCAAGGAUAAAUUUCUUGUACAAAGCACCGCUGUGGCUCCACAUACUGAUGUUGAUCAGAAUACUUUCAGUAAGGAACCCGGUAAAACAAUAGAGGAGUACAAGCUCAAGGUUACCUAUGUCCUUCCUACACCCGCUCAUCAGGGACCUUCAGAUGACCACAACGUCAAACAGAAUUUUGAUGCCACCUCAAAUCAGGCUAUUCAGGAUGCAAGAGCCUCAAGGGACGCAGCUAGAAAAGAAGCAGACAAGCUGAAACAGGAACUGGAGAUGUUGAAGAGAAAGAGUAGUACAAGUGAUGCAGGAUUCUCAAUGAAAGUGGCCAUAGUCGCCGGAGUUAUCGGGAUAAUGGUUGGUUUUCUAUUAAACUUGGUCAUGUCUUCACCACAUGAAACUCCUCUACCACCACCACCAGCAGCUCCAACAUCAAUGCCAACAACACAAGAAUGA